Mollisia scopiformis is the source of this 1350-nucleotide messenger RNA. RefSeq names its product putative UPF0661 TPR repeat-containing protein C16D10.01c. The transcript has a single exon. Lineage: Eukaryota; Fungi; Ascomycota; Leotiomycetes; Helotiales; Mollisiaceae. The record is from RefSeq and is a predicted model, not a curated record. Bases 29 to 1207 code for a protein of 392 amino acids. Gene Ontology annotation, molecular function: protein binding.
CAAUGCUAUUAUCCUACGCGCCAACACAAUGAAAACCAAGCCCAGCCGCAAGAAUGAUAAGAAGGCGAGAAAGAGGGGAAAGUCUGCGCUUAAUCGAGUUGCAGCAAGUCCCUCGAAGUCAGUAUCACCAGCAGAACUAUUGGUACAAGCAGCAUUCGUUCUCCAACAAGGCAAUAUCGAAGGCUCCGUUCCUUUGGCAAAGCGCGCCCUUUCCCUGCUUCCUUCCGACUCCGAGGAGGCUCUACCGGCCCUGAACUUACUAGGAGAAAUUCAUGUUGAACUCGGAGACAUAGACGCGGCGCGACGAUAUUUUGCACAAGCUGCUGCAAUUGAUGAAGAUGGAAAGAUCAGCGAAGAUUUGGGUGGAGGCGCCGAGAAGUUUUUAUGGUUGGCUCAGCUGAGUGAGGAAGGUGGACAAGACAGCGUGGACUGGUUCGAAAAGGGAGCUUUAUGUCUACGGAUACAAAUUCAAGCGCUUCUCGAUAGCAAGAAGACGGAUGCUGAUACCGAGGCGACGAUAGCGGAGAAGACCAGAAAAUUAGCGGUAGCCCUCUGCGGAGUUGUAGAGGUGUAUAUGACAGACUUGAGCUGGGAAGACGAAGCAGAACAAAAGUGCGAGGCUUUGAUCACAGAAGCUACUAUGGUUGCUCCAGGGUUUGCGGAGCCAUGGCAAACACUUGCGAGUGUGAGGAUCUCUCAGCAGAAGAUGGAGGACGCAAAAGCUGCGUUGACAAGGAGUCUAGAGCUAUGGAAAGAUUUACCACCAGAAGAUCCUUCAGUACCGGACUUUCCCACCCGGGUCAGCUUAGCAAGAUUAUUGAUGGAAGCCGAUAUGGAUGUGGAAGCCAUUGAAGUUCUGGAGCGAUUGGUGGGAGAAGAUGAUAGUAGUGUUGAGGUAUGGUAUCUUGGUGGGUGGGGGUUGUAUAUGAUGGGAGAGAAGCAACGAAACGGCGAAGUCAAAAUCGAGAAUGGAGAUGGAGAAAGCUGGAAAGUUUCAUGGAUAUCGAGUCGUCAAUGGCUCCAGCACAGUCAACGUCUCUUCGAGCAACAAGAUUACCAGGACGAGAGGUUGGGAGAGCAUGCAGAAGAAUUGCUCAAGACUUUGAAUGCUGAAUUAGGUGGAACUUCUGCUGAUGCCGAGUUGGAAGAUGGAGACGAAUGGGAAGAUGAAGGUAGUGAUGAAGAUGAAGAAAUGGCCGGAUCAUGAUAGACUUAAUGCUAGAGCUGGCGUACUGGCGUUGGGGUUUCCAAAAUCACGCGGCUUAUACCAGUAAUUGGGCUAUGUUAUGCUUCUAUGAAGAGAUGCAUGUAUGACUUCUAGAUACCAUGAUCAAUGAAGAGAUAUUCACA